AUGGAAUCGCAAAAUUUGAAUAUACAGAACGCCCCUACGAACGCAGAAACUGCCAAGACUGCCAAUACCGCUAGUCCCUCUGUCCAGUCGUAUCUGAAUAACGACGGAAUUGACAGCAUGACGCCUGCGGCACGUAAAAAAAGGGUCUCCUCACUCUCUUUGUCAGAUCAGUGGGCAGGGUCGAUGAGGUCGCCCUCUCUUGCCGCUCUAUCAAAAUUGAGUAAUGGCAACAGCAAUGUGAGUCUCAAGAAGACAGGCUCGAAGGUGAGCUUGGGCAAAUCGCACUCCCGUCUGUCGAUGUUGUCUUUGGGCUCUGACGGACACCCGGUCCGGUAUAAGACCCACAUUGUGGACCAUUUUCGUGUUGCGUCGUAUGCGUUUGCAUUUGAUAUUGACGGUGUCAUCGUGAAAGGCCCUGAGACCAUCCCAUAUGCGAGAGAGGCCAUAAAGAUGUUGAACGGUGAGAACAAAUACAAUAUCAAAGUUCCUUACAUUUUUGUCACCAAUGGUGGAGGUAGACCAGAGAGUGAGCGUGCUAAGGAAUUGAGCGAGAGAUUGGGAGUUGAGAUCACCGAGGACCAGAUCAUUCAAGGUCACACACCAAUGAAGGACCUUGUUGCCGUUUACAACAACGUGCUUGUUGUUGGUGGUGUUGGUGACAAGUGUCGUAAAGUUGCUGAGGGAUAUGGUUUCAAGAACGUGUACAUCCCAUUGGAUGUGAUGUACUGGAACCCAAGUGUGACCCCCUACUACACAUUGACCGAAGAGGACAAGAAAGUGUGCAAGAAAGAUGUCGAUUUUUCGAAAACCAAAAUUGAUGCAAUCUUGGUCUUUGCAGACUCCAGAAAUUGGGCCGCUGACCAGCAGAUCAUCCUGGAGCUUUUGAUGUCCAAGAAUGGAGUCAUGGGAACUGUCAGCGAGACAUUUGAGGAGGGACCUCCAAUUUACUUUGCCCACUCAGACUUUAUUUGGGCAACCAAUUAUAAGCUUUCCCGGUAUGGUAUGGGUGCCUUGCAAGUUUCCAUUGCCGCUCUCUAUAGAGAACAUACCGGAAAGGAGCUCAAGGUCACCAGAUUCGGCAAACCUCAGCGUGGCACUUUCAAAUUUGCAGAAAAGGUUUUGAAAAACUGGAGACAAGACGUGUUAGAAGAGCAUGUCGAAGAGAUCACCUCUGCCGUUGCUUCCGAGUAUUCAGGAGAGGAUGGCGAGGAAGAAGAAGAGGAAGCUCUCAGCUUCAAAACGCCUGCUCAGAAAGCGGACGAAAAGAAGAAGGAAGAAAAGGAUAAGGACGGAAAGCAGAAACCAGAACCUAAGAGGGGGGUUUUCAACGAGACAGACUCUGAAGAUUCCGAUGAUGAAGAUGAAGGAUUGACUAUUCAGAAAUUAUCGCAACUGACUCUGGAUCUGCCACCAGCAUCGACUGUGUACUUCGUUGGUGACACUCCCGAGUCUGAUAUCCGUUUCGCAAACUCUCACGACGAAUCAUGGCACUCCAUCUUGGUUAAGACGGGCGUUUACCAGGAGGGAACAGUCCCUAAAUACAAGCCAAAGUACACGUGUGAUAAUGUUUUGGAGGCUGUGAAGUAUGCUAUCGAGAGAGAGCAUCAACUUGAAUUGGAAGAAUGGAACGCUGGCGCUCAAGAUCCUCCAGAAAACCCAGAUACGGUUCAACCAACCCAGGACGCCCUCCUUGUCGAAAGAGAGGUCAUAAGAGAGAAAUAA
Molecule: messenger RNA, 1722 nt
Organism: Ogataea parapolymorpha DL-1
Lineage: Eukaryota; Fungi; Ascomycota; Pichiomycetes; Pichiales; Pichiaceae
Exons: 1
Coding region: 1-1722 (573 amino acids)
Biological process (GO): glycerophospholipid biosynthetic process
Cellular component (GO): mitochondrion
Source: RefSeq, a predicted model, not a curated record